This is a messenger RNA of Xiphias gladius (swordfish), 2183 nucleotides long. It is a transcript of the gene dele1, whose product is annotated as DAP3 binding cell death enhancer 1. NCBI's taxonomy places the organism in Eukaryota, Metazoa, Chordata, Actinopteri, Istiophoriformes, Xiphiidae. Bases 169 to 1779 code for a protein of 536 amino acids. The transcript is spliced from 12 exons. The record is from RefSeq and is a predicted model, not a curated record. Gene Ontology annotation, molecular function: protein binding.
UCUCCCGGCGCAACUCGUGACUGAUUUUAUUUACAACCAGCCUCCUUGCCGACGGCGAGGCCACUACAAGCGGCGGCCCUCGGCCCCGACGACUCCCCCCUCCGUAUGAAUCCAAACAUGCCAGCUCAGACGUGACCCGUCAGUUGAAGCUGCUGUAAAAGACGAACCAUGUGGAGAGUCCAAGGUUUUGUUGGCAGAGUUCUGCAUCGAUGCCAUGGCAGCACCCCUCUGCGGCUGCCCCAGAAUCACUAUGUGGAGGACGAGGUCAUCAACAGCUCAACAGUCCUCUCCAACUCUCGACACUGCUCUGACAGCAGCUCUCAGAAAGAACAGGAUGGAGAGAGGAGGAAGAAACAGAGGACCUAUCAGUUUGCCUACGCUGAGCUUCCACAUUACACAGUUCUGGAUGCUGUGGGUUGGGGUGCAGCAGCAGUUCUGUUUAUGCAGAUCUGCAGGAGGAUCCACUCUCAGUUCUCUUCAAGCACAGAGCCCAGUCCGACCCCUGGAGCCCUGAGAGCCCCCUCCUCGCUGCACAAGUGUGGCUACCGCAUCCUGCUUGAGAUCUUAAGCAGGCGGGAUGUCCUGCCCAGAGGAAGGAGUGUGUUAUGCCUACAGGGGGUGCCAGAGAGACAGAACCAAGAGCAGACUGCAGCUCAGAGCAGCAGCAGCAGCAGCAGCAGCAGCAACAGCAGGAGCAGCACCACAGGUGACACCAGUCUUCACAGCAGCAGUGAGCAUCUGACUGCUGACAGCUUCAUCUCUGACCACCAGAGGGCACUCCUGAACCAGGAUUCACCCAUACCCGACUCAGAAGAACCAUUUCUGUCAGCAUCCUGUCCUCUGCAGAAUGACACCAACCAGGACAGCACAGAGACAAAAGAUGCUGAUGACAAGGACAUGUUGUCUGACAAGGAGAGGCUGGCAGGAGCAACGAUGAACCUCAGACAUGUGGGAAAGAGCAGCGUCCCUGUUAUCCUCAACAUCAUCGGUCUAGAAAAUGCCAAAAAUGAGAACUACGAGGAAGCUUUUACCUGUUUUCUAGCUGCAGCUGAGCAGGGCUACAACAAAACCCAGUUUAAUGUGGGUGUGUGCUAUGAGGAAGGCAGAGGAGUCAGCAAGGAUAAAGAGAAGGCUCUGUAUUACUACUGGCAGGCAGCUGUCGGUGGUCACACACAGGCUCAGUACCGCUGUGCAAAGCUGCUCCUGACCAGUAGGGCGCGUCAGAGUUCAGAGGAGCUGAACACAGCCAUCGACCUGCUGAAGCAGGCUGCUGCAGCUGGACUCACCAAGGCUCAGGUCUGUCUUGCGUCGAUCUAUUCUCAGGAGCCAGUGAGAGACGAGAGGAAGUCUAUCUAUUACCUGAAGAUGGCAGCAGAGAGUGGGGACGACACCGCCCUGCUGUCCCUGGGUCAGUGUUACGAGCGUGGCUUUGGGGUGCAGCAGAACCUGAGGACAGCGAUUGAAUUCUACAAAAGAGCCGCUCAUGCAGGCAACAAGCAGGCUAAGAGCUUACUGACGCCUCUUAAUGAAACAGACGGAAAGGCAGCGUUGCGCUCCAUCCGUUCAGCUCCCUGUUUCUCUGUAGCCAACCGUCGGCUCCAGCAGCCGUUCUCCUCUCUGACCAGUCGUGUCCCACCCUCCACCACCCUUCCCUUCCUGCCUCACUCCUUGAGCACCGGAAGCCUGUGUGCCCCCCCGAUGCAGUCCUCCACGCCUCUUCACCUCCAUCCCCACAGCGCAGAGGGAGAAACCUGCCAGUGGACAGUGGGGAUCGGAUAGUUAUCCUGAGCCAGCACAGGCCAAACUGAGGAAUGUAUUUUAUACUGUGAAUGUUUUUUCAUCAGAGGAGAAAGGUCAAAGUGUGUCUGGAUUAGAGUGAACAGAUUUUAUACAUGGUCAUGUAUGUGAGUGUCGACAUGUUAAUAUAUUGGGGAUUUUUUUUAUAAGCCAGGAAGAGUUGUUGGAUACAAGGUCUGACAAUGUUAUGCGCUGAAUGAGAUAGAGAGGCUUUUCUAUCAUGCGUUUCUAUAUAGUACAGUGUUUUCUUAUGAGCUUCCCUGUGAUAUAUAUUCUAUAAAUGCUAUUCUGCUGUGCCUCCGGGUGGGUUGAGAAUCUAAGGGGGUUUCAUGUUUCUCUCUCCACUAACCUGGGAUUAAUCACAUUAAAAAAAAGAUUUAUCAUAA